GAAGAGAUCAGAGCGACAGCGAGGCAGCCCCCCUCCUACAAGAAGCAGCACAGUGUUGGAUGGGGGGAUAGUACCUGGGGGCUUUCUUGGCGUCUGAGACAAAAUGGGGAAAAAAUGGAGGAUUUUAUUGCUUCUCAUUAACAUCUGUCAGGUUAACAGUUUGCGGUGCCUACAGUGUAUUGGAAGUACCAGCUCCUGCCGUAUGGUGGCCAAGAAUUGUCCGGCCUAUGAAACCACCUGCAUCUCCCUGGCUUAUAGAUCUCAAGCUGGAAGCUUCUCAUCCAAUACCGUAAUGAAAGGGUGCUCAACAAAAGCGCUGUGCAACCAAACAUCCGUCAUCGACACAGGAAAUCGAUCAAUAUAUAUGGCUGCAUCAUGCUGUGAAACAGAUUACUGCAAUAUCAAUCGCUACUCAACUAAUGCUGAGUUCUCCAACCGGAUGCAGUGUUACACAUGUAAAAGCAACAACCUCUCUUGUGCCCUUCCAAACCUCAACACCGUAUUCUGCGAUGAAGUCAACAACUGGUGUGUGGAUGUACUUACUAAGGAGAUAACUAACGGUCUGGUGACUGCAAGCUCUUACACCAAAGGCUGUGGAUCUGGGGAAGCAUGUAACUCAUUACUUGCCUUUGACACGGGGUCCUUCCAGCACUAUACACAAUACUCUUGCUGCAACAGUCAGACCCAGUGCAACAAUGCCUUUCAGUCUAUACCAAUACUGGAUAAUAUCAAUGGGAUCACAUGCUGGGCUUGCUUGGACACUGGGAACAAUGAGUGUGCUGCGGAAAACCAAAAAGUAAUCUCGUGUAAGGGCACGCUCCUCAGAUGCAUGGAGGCUUAUGACCAGAACCGUCGGACAGUGAUGAAAGGCUGCAGCACAGUGACUUAUUGCUCUGCCACCUUCCCGACGCUGAAUGUGCCCAACAUCGCGGAGAUACAAUGCUGCGCAGGGAACAACUGUAACAACUUCACACAAUUUCCCACAUCUACUGAAAUCAGUGGGAGCCCAAGCACAGACUUUAGACUUCCGAUGCUUCUUUUCACUUUGCUAUGUACUGUCUUCUGUAUAGUGGAUGCUAACUAGGCCUACAGUUACCUAAACUAAAUCAUUAUUUAUACAGAAGGGGAAUCAGUGGGGACUGUGAGAUGCCUACUGGGCUUCCCCAAUCAGUGUUACCAAUGGAGCCACUUAUGAGUGGUUCUGGGCAACAGGAGUCUAUAUGGGGUCAUAGUUGUGCCCAUGGAGGAUCAUUCCCAGGAUGGUGAGAACGGCAGAAUCUGGAAAACUGACAUUUGCACCGACGCCUAUGUACUCACUACUUUGACUGCCCCAUGUCGACGAUCAACCAUAUGCUGCUGCACAGAAAUGGAUACAAUCAGUUUUCAAAAAUUGGCUAUGUGCAAGUUAUUUGCACCCCGUUGAUGUCCCAGAAGAAGUAUCUCCUGCAUCUAAUCACAGCCCCGAUGGCCAAAAGCUAAAAAACCCAACCCACAGCCUGGAGGAAGGUUGGGAGCCAAUUUAUUUAAAGAGCUAGGAUGGCUAAAUAGCACAGAUUUGGGACAACCCUUCCAAUAAAGGCAAAGCUCAUUGUUUUUU
Molecule: messenger RNA, 1597 nt
Organism: Xenopus tropicalis (tropical clawed frog)
Lineage: Eukaryota; Metazoa; Chordata; Amphibia; Anura; Pipidae
Gene: plaur
Product: plasminogen activator, urokinase receptor
Exons: 7
Coding region: 104-1084 (326 amino acids)
Source: RefSeq, a predicted model, not a curated record